CUUGAUUGUUCAAGCGAGCAUGUCAGUCACAGUGAUCGCAAAUUUAGUAGGUUGAAGACAUGCAAGGUUGAAAAUUUUGGUGAAUCAAACACGCAGAACUUGAAAAUUUUGUUUUGAAGUGAUGAAGAUAUUUUUAUGCGGUGAAAAAAAGCGAUUCCGAUCGGACGACUUUCCGUAGUGGCAGCAGUGGGUGAAGUGAUUCAUGAAUGUUCGCUUUUUCAAGUGUCGGUGCAUUAUUUUGACUGGCGAAAGAAUCAGCCGAACUUUGAAGUGAGGUGACUACAGCAGCAGCAGCCUGUACUACAAUAAUUGGACGCAGUGGAGGCGAAGAAAAGGUGUACUCUCUUGAUUUGGGGUAGUUGGAUUCCCGGAAGAAUAAGUAAACUUCACAGACGUUCCAUCUUGCAAGUGCAUUCCAGUGCAGUGGCAGGAAGAAGCACGAAGUUCUCAAUUCCAUGGAGUGUAUGUGUGCGGGGUCCGUGUGUCUCGCUGUCAAAUUCUAGUGAAGUGUUUUCUACGCAAGGAGUGGUGGAUUCGGAAUUUUUGGGAAAGGUCAAACAGCGAAGCAGUGGAAGCAGUCGGGAAAUUUUCAGAGAAGCUGGAAAAUUCUGGAAGAGCAGAAAUAUGUUCAGAGUGUUUAAUUGAAUUGAGAAGCAUCAGAAGUUUUUUUUUGCAAUUUCGAAGGAUGAGCCAUCUGUGCUAAGUUGUCAAACAGGAAGAAAAAUCGACUGAAGUAGGAAGAAACGAGUCGCAUCCUUCUAUCUGUGAAUUUGCAAAAGUGGUUCAUGUACAGUGUCAGGGAAUGAUACUAAAUCCCAUUUCAAAUAAAGAAAUUUCAUUGGUCAAAGUGCGGCUCUGAGAGAGCUUUCGAAAUUAAAAUUGUGGAAAAACUUAUUCCGACGAGGAAAGUGUUUCAGGAAGUUUUUCUACUCGCGAGUUGUAGAAAGUAGUUGGUAGCGGGUACACAUAAAAAUAUAUAGGCUUCCUAUAAGAAAAAGGCAGCGCCCUCCAGUUUCAGCUCGGAAAGCAAAGUCGAAAAAAAAAUAAACGCGAAAAAGAAGAAGAAAUUGUAGUGAGCAAGCGACCGACCGUCCGACCGGAGUGCGAUUACGCCGAAGACGACGAAUACGACGACGAUCGAUGCUCGAUUAGUUGCUGCCCCUGCUGCUGGUGCUGCUGCGGCUGGCUGUUCGUCAUCAUUGGUCGUCCGGUGGUGGCGGCGGCGGCAACGACGGAUAAGACGACGAAGUCCGUCAGAAGAGCAACAACGAACCACAACACGGCCAUAUUAUGGCUGAGGAAGAGUUGAUGGUCGUACUGCGAAAGAGUGAGGAUGCAACGUUUGGCUUCUCACUGCUGCGAACCGACUCGCUGAUUGGAUUCACCCAUGUCAUCUACGAUAUCGUGGAGAACUCGCCGGCUGCUGAAUGUGGAGAGGUUGAAGCUGGUGAUGUAAUCGUGAAAGUUAAUGGGACCGAUGUCCAUGGAUUUACCACCAAAGACGUGCUAAAAUGCCUCCGGCUAUCGACGGAUCCAGUUACGCUAGAGCUGAAAAGAGACCCCAAAAUCAAAGCUCACGUCCGGAAGUAUCUGGCUUCAAUCAGCAAUCAGCACCCGCAUUCGGACGGUCACCUUUCGCAGAGUUCGAACCCCUCCUCGCCGACACACCAUCGCCAUUCGCCAGCUUCCCCCCUGUCCGAGCGAGGCCCCAGUCGGAUCCAGCCACCGUCGAUAACACCGAGCCGGUACGGCCAUCGAGUCAGUACGUCCGAUCCGGCAUGUCGACCCUCGCGGAUACCGCAGGCCGUACAGGCGAAAAACUCCUGGAGUGCACCGCAGUCGCCACACGGUCUGAAGCCGCCACGCUCGUCGCUGAUACCGACCGUUAACGGGGGAACGCCACACCAGCAGCAGCAACAGCAGCAGUAUUCGACAACGAAUUCGUCCUCGCCGUUCUUCCGGCAGGAGCACCCCCACCAGAACCCAUUCCAGCAGCAGCAAGUACCAAAAAAAGGCUUCGAGGCGUACAUGAUGACCGGCGAUUUGAUUCUGAAUCUCUCACGCACGCCACAGAGUUCAGGAAUACUGCCACAAGCGAAAAAGAUCGACAGUUUACGGGAUUCGCCUAGUCAUCGAGCCAGUACGAAGCGGAAAAACGGUGCUAUUGCUCCGCACGCCAAGUGCGAUUCAUCGCCAUCAUCGCCAAGCAGCAGCAACAGUAACAGCUAUUCGGAGCACAACGACACCAACCACAGCGGCAUCAGCAAACAGCAACUUCAGCGCAGUCUGCCGAGGGACCAUUCCUCCAAGAAGAGUCGGAGCCAACAGCUGCAGGACGAGGAUCAGAACGAUCAGAACACGGGUAGUUCCAUCGAGUCGAUAGUGAACAGCAGCAGCAAAAAGCUGAGCGGUAGCGGAGGAAGCAAUCACAACAAUAACCACAACAACAACCGGUUUGUGGAGGAGGACGAGCGAGAGCUGGUGAAUUCGUCCAAGCAUAGCAGUAGUGAGGCGGCUGGAGGCAAUACCGGACGGACAAUCGGUAGUAUUAGCAAUAGCGCUGGAAGUAGUGUAGACGCAGCGGACGAAGAGGAGAACGCUGACGAUUUGAUCGAUCUGAGAAGCAUUCGAACAAACACUAGUGGCUGUGUGUCGUCUUCGUUGCUCGGGGAGCGGAACUCUGCCAGGCGAGACGUUCGCCCCGGGGGACAACAGGACGGCAGUAAUAAUAGUGUCACCGUUCAACCAGGAUAUUCCGUUGGGUGCGAUAGCGUCGAUAGUAGCAGCGCAGCGGCCACCAACGGUGAUCUACGCCAUUAUCACUCCAAGGAACGCAGUAAAUCUUCCUCAUCAGCAGCUUCCUCCGGUGGCGGAACAACGGUGAAGAGCGAAAGUUCACCGGAAAUGAGCUACUCUGUGCCAACUUCGCCGACAUCGCUGUCGGCGGCCCCAAUUCUCGAAGGUUACGCAUCUUCACUCAAAAAGAGAGAUCUAUUGCUUGCAAACUCAGUGCCGACUAGUCCGGAAUCCGGAGCGCAGGAAAUCGUACGACGAAGUAGUAGCGGCCAUCACCAUCAACCUCACCUCCAUCACCAUCAUCACCAGCAGCAGCAGUAUCAUCAUCACAGUAGUAAUAAUCAAUCGUCCAACAGUGGUCCGGUUGGCCAUAGUUCCAGUCUCAUCAGUGCCAGUAUCAGCGCCGGUGGUGGUGGUGGCGGAGGAGGAAGUAGUGUAAGUGCAGGUGGUGGCGUCGUGCGGAAGUGCGACGCUGCAGGUUUCCGCACCAGUAGGUCGGAGGAUCAUUUGCAGCAGACCCAACGGGAUGGCGGAAUCGGAGCGCUGGUGCCAAUCGAAAUCGACGAGGAUGUGAACAGUUCGCUCAAUACGCUGCUGGAUACACGGCACGACUCGGAGGAAUCGCAGGGCUCCGACCAUGAUCGAAUAGUGUGGACAUACAACGCGCCGGUGUCGCAAACGAACGGAGCAGGUACGGGCGGUGGCCCGGCUGGUGUGAUAACAUCUCCGAUCUCGCACUCCAGCUCGAUGAGUUCCUCGCCGCAGCGCUCGGCAAGCGAUAGUCCGGCUUCGCCAACAUCCGUGUCUUCGUCUGUGAUGUCCUCGUCGGGUGGAUCCAAAGGUGCCAACGAUCAUACCCACAACGGGUACAGUAAUAGUGGCUUCGAGGGGGGCCGAGGCGGUAGCGGUACCCACAGCAAUCUGCAAAGCCUUAGCUGCCCGAAUGGAAGCGGUCCAGGGGGAGGAGGAGGCAUGGACCAGAGCGUAUCGGAAGCAGUGUCGAACAUCUCCAGUCCGGACUACCAGGACGAACACGACCUGCUCAGUACGCGGGAUCUGGCUGCGAUGGCCAUCAGCGAUCCCAGUGAUUCCGACUCAACGAUAUUAGUUUCGGAGACAACGCAUCGAGUGCACGAUAGAGAUCGUGACCGUGAUCAUAAGAUUGUGAUACAGGUUAAGGGAAUGCAGCAACAGCAGCAGCAAUUGUAUAAUCAGCAACAGGAAAGUUCGCGGUAUUCCGAGCUGAAGGAUUCGGAAGACGAACUGGCCACACUGACCGAAGAAAUGCCUACGAUGUUCUUCGGGCAGGACGGUCAACUGAUGUACGGUGGCCGGGAGUCCUCGCCACCGGUAUCGGACGAUGGUAGCGAUGUGGAUUCGCUACAUUCAUUCCAUUACUCGCCCAAGGCAGUAGAUCUUCCAUCGGCCGAGCGCCUGGCAAAACGCUUAUACUACCUAGAGGGCUUUAAGAAGAGCGAUGUCUCGCGACAUCUCAGUAAAAACAACGAUUUUAGUCGUGCCGUAGCCGAUGAAUACCUAAAGUUUUUCCUCUUCGAACGGUUAACGCUCGAUGAAGCUUUGAGGCUAUUCCUAAAGCAGUUCUCCUUAUCUGGAGAAACGCAGGAGCGCGAACGGGUGCUGGUUCAUUUUUCCAAGCGCUACCUAGACUGUAAUCCGGGAUCUUUCAAUUCGCAAGAUGCCGUUCAUACGCUUACAUGUGCAAUAAUGCUCCUCAACACGGACCUACACGGGCAGAACAUUGGCCGGAAGAUGACAUGCUCGGAGUUCAUCGAGAACCUGAGCGAACUGAACGAUGGUGAAAAUUUCCCCAAGGAUAUCCUUAAGCAGCUGUAUCAGGCGAUAAAGACUCAACCUCUCGAGUGGGCAUUGGAUGACGAGUCACCCGAUCAGCAGAAGCUCGGCGGUGGGCGCAACGAUGGCACCAUGGGAGGCAAUGGCGGUGGUGGCACUGGCGGCAGCUUACAGGGUCCUCCAGUGGGACCGAAUCCUUUCCUGGAUCCUCCUCAGCCGGCGGCCAUCGAGUACAAGAAGGGCUAUGUGAUGCGGAAGUGCUGCUACGAGACAAACUACAAGAAAAGUUGUUGUGCUUUCUUUACAGCGCCCUUCGGGAAGCGUUCGUGGAAGAUGUUCUACUGUACGCUCCGGGAUCUGGUGCUGUAUCUACACAAGGACGAGCACGGCUUCCGCAAGAACCAAAUGUCGGAUAAUGUUCACAAUGCGAUUCGCAUCCACCACGCCCUGGCAACGAAGGCCAGCGACUAUACCAAAAAGCAGCACGUUUUCCGAUUACAAACGGCUGACCAGUCCGAGUACCUUUUCCAAACGAGCGACUCCAAAGAGCUGCAGUCGUGGAUCGACACGAUUAACUUUGUGUGCGCGUCGUUCUCGGCGCCACCGCUGGAGGGGGGUGUCGGCAGCCAGAAGCGAUUCCAGCGGCCGCUGCUCCCCUGCACACACACGAAGCUUCUACUGCGAGAACAACUUGUAUCGCACGAAGAGCAAGUCAAUAAGCUGGAGAACCUUUUGGCUGAACACAAGCGGUCAACCAUUCCAACCAAGGGACUGGCACUGCAGAACUACAAGGAGAAGGAGGCUUAUUUACUCUAUGAGUUGAAACGCUACAAAACGUACUACUAUCUGUUGAGUUCCCGCAUGAACUCGGACCAGUCGUUGGAUUUCGAAAACCUACUUACGCUGGGCGACAGCGGGCUCCUUCUCGAAUCGGACGAGAUCCUUCAGCGAAACAGACAAAACACUGAGGGUGGUGGUUUUGGAAGCGCGGGCGCAAACCAAACCAUCAUUCAGCAGCAACCUCUGGGGCAACCGCAGCAGCUACUGAGUCAGCUGGGUAACGCGACAACUACGGUGCCGGCAGCGGCGACGACGGCGACGACAGCGACCGGCGGAAGCGCCUCCAACAGGAGUGAUAGUAGACAAUAUAAAACCUGAGACGACACCCUGUACAUCACAACUGCAUUUUUCCAAUACCACGAUCAUGACUACCAUCACCACAACCGCCACCAAGAAUCCCUGAGCCUCGGCCACUCGGAAUCGGAGCCAGAUCCGUUUAGUUCCGCUGCCGCCGCCGCCACCGCCAAUGCUACUUGUUGCUCUACCGUACUGGCCGUCGUAGCCUCUACCCUAAGAUCCCUAUCCUACUUCCUAACUCCGCAGCAUAUGCCUACCACCACGGCAGUGGUGGAAAGUGGUAGUGCGAGGGAGAACGAAUCUACCAACAUAACUACCAGUACUACCGCUGCGGUACAUUCGUCGUGUGGUCAAAACGUGUGAGUAUAAUGCAAUCCUUCUAUUGCCGUCUACGUUAAACAAAUGUCUGAACCUUAUUUCGAAUGCUCUUCCUGCAUUUUGUUGUACAUAUUCACAUUGUUGUAUAGGUUUAUAUUUUCCUUGUAUUAUCGAAUUCAGCAGGUUUCUUUUACAAUCCUUUGAUUUUUGAUGAUCGUCGCAGAAAAAUUGUCUUUCUUUGGCUACUUGUUUUGUUGUUAAUGACCUUUAUAUGAGAUUUCAAGAUAGGGCGCUUUAUUCCUUGAUCGAUAUAAAUAUAAUAUAUACACUUAGAACUAUAUAUUAAUUAAGUGCGUGAUAAGCCAAGGCACAUAAACCUUCAGAAUGUGUGCAUAUAAGACAGUGUAAGCGCGUGAAUGAGUGUAGGAAUUUUCUAAGACUUCUAGAAUACCACAGAAAAGAAUGGAUGUCGGAAAGAAUGAGAAUCGAUUUUUCAUAAAAGUUGUAUAUUUUACCAUUAAACUGAAUAUAAGAAUAGUUAAACAAUGGCAUUUUUAUACAUCAGACUUCCCCAAUGUGAAGAGCAUAGUUGCACGGCUUCCCUCCUGGGGUGAACGAAUACAAUUGUAGCAGGACAAUUCCUUCAAUAGUUAGUAAAAUCCUUAUAUGGAAACGUCUUCAAGGCUAUGGCACUUUGUGUGGAAGACGAAAAUAAAUAAAAACAAGUGCUGCCAACUGUUGGGCGCCAAUAUUACCAUGCCAACAUUUACUUGGCAUUCUCAACAAACAGCUAGCGAAUCAAGCCUACCAUCAUAUGGCAAACUGAAUGAAUAUAAACUCGCUGGCUGUCUUUUCGCUAAUUUUGGCGUCAUUUCACUACUUCCACGCCUAACGAUUUGGACUUUGGCAUUUACGUGCGCAAUCUAAGAACCUUUUUUGUUGAAAGUGACCCCCCAAUAUUUAUUAUCGAAAAAAGGGAACAUUAGGACUUUUGAUGCGGAAGAUUCAUUCAAAAUUACUAUACAAUGAAAAAGCUGUAUAAUAGAAUCCAUAAAUUAUAAACAUCUCCAAAUACUGAAAGUAACUCAAGUCGAAGAGAAAUAUAAAAAAAUCGCGUUGAAUUGUUUUUAUAUUAUUCAUAUACUUAAAAAUAGUAAUCGUACUCAAAUUAAUGGAAACAGAUGCAAACGUAGCCCUGUUUGUGGAAUUUUAAACACUUUACAGAAAACCAUACCACAACAGUUCAACCCAAUCUCUUGUGCACGUACACACAUACGCUCAUUACAUUUCGGAUAAGUCACCAUAUUGCAGCUGAGUAAAACAUAAAAAAGAACUAGAAUUAAAUAAGAGGAACUCCUGUGUUCGAACUGCUGGAGAACAGGAAAUUAUAAAACAUUAACCCGGGAGACUGUCUGACCAUCUUCCUUUUAAAGGAUGUGCUUGAGAGCUGAAAAGCUGAGAAAAAACAACCUACUUCUUCGCCAUUGGAAACUUUAAACAAUCGUGUGUUUGUGUAUGUAUUGCACAUGUUCCGCCGAUUUCAGUCAACCGACACCAUACGAAUCACGUACUCUACAACAAACAAUGGUAACUGUAUGAUUGUAGGUGUUAAUGAACAACAGUAAAAAGAUAUACCUAUCGAAAAUUUAAAAAAAUGAAACUGAGUGUAAAACACGGAGAAAGGGAUCCUAAACAAAAAACGACGUUGAUUGGUUAUAAUAAUUACGAACAUAAACAACAAGCAGCAGUUUAUAGUAUUAUUCAAGUACAUCAAUUAUAUCGGAAUGGAAGGAAACAUAGAGAAAACAAAUAUUAUAAAAAGAAAACCACUAGCAAGUAAAAUAAACCUGGAGAAAGUUACAUAA
This is a messenger RNA of Armigeres subalbatus, 7928 nucleotides long. It is a transcript of the gene Efa6, whose product is annotated as PH and SEC7 domain-containing protein. Gene Ontology annotation, molecular function: guanyl-nucleotide exchange factor activity; phospholipid binding; protein binding. Lineage: Eukaryota; Metazoa; Arthropoda; Insecta; Diptera; Culicidae. The coding region runs from base 1291 to 5766 and encodes 1491 amino acids. The record is from RefSeq and is a predicted model, not a curated record. Gene Ontology annotation, biological process: regulation of ARF protein signal transduction. The transcript is spliced from 14 exons.